Molecule: messenger RNA, 1144 nt
Organism: Hypomesus transpacificus
Lineage: Eukaryota; Metazoa; Chordata; Actinopteri; Osmeriformes; Osmeridae
Gene: mettl23
Product: methyltransferase like 23
Exons: 5
Coding region: 145-873 (242 amino acids)
Cellular component (GO): cytoplasm; nucleus
Source: RefSeq, a predicted model, not a curated record
AAUGUAUAAUAGCUUUUCACUUCCGGUUCACAGGCGGCGUCCUCGUCUACAAGGAACUCGCUGAGUUAGGCCCCGCGAGCCGAAAUAUUAUGGCAGCAUUUUUUAUUUUAAAAGUUAAUUGUAAACAACUUAAAUCAAUUGCAAAUGGAGAGCAGCGAUACUGCUGGAUCCAAUAUAGUCGCGAAAGCAUUCACAUUUGAAGGGAGAAAGGAUACGUGGUCAUCGCUGACGGUCAGCAUACCUGAGGUUCUCGAGCCACAAUAUGGCAUGUAUGUUUGGCCCAGUGCGGUGGUCCUGGCUCAGUUUGUGUGGUCCCACAGGGACAAACUACCCCAGAAAACAGUACUAGAGUUAGGGGCUGGUGUAAGUUUACCAGGUGUGGUGGCCGCGAAGUGCGGGGCUCAGGUAAUCCUGUCCGACAGCGCAGAGAUCCCGCUGUGUCUGGAGAACUGCCGGAGAACCUGUUCAACGAACGACUUGGCCGCGGUGCGCGUGGUGGGUCUAACCUGGGGCGAGAUCUCCCCCGACCUGGUGCUCCUUCCUCCGGUAGACGUCAUCCUGGGGUCCGACGUUUUCUACGAGCCAGAGGAUUUCGAAAAUGUCCUCGUGACCAUCACCUUUCUCUUGAGGAAAAACCCUGAGGCCCAGUUCUGGACAACCUACCAAGAGAGAAGUGCUGACUGGUCAAUAGAAGCACUGCUGCACAAAUGGAACCUUCAGUGUGUCAACAUUCCACUGGAGAGAUUCCAAGCCAAUCAGGCCCACCUGGCUGGCUCCACACUUCCUGGAAACCAUGCUGUGCAGAUGCUGAUUAUCACGUUGAAGGGACAUGUGCAGAAACCAAUAGCUGACGGAAUGAAAAACAACCUUUGAAAUAUUGUAACUCCCCCCCCCCCCCCCCCCCCCCCCCCCCCCCCCCCAACAUGUGAAUAAAGUUCUGGAAUUGUUGGAAAAGUCAUAUUGUUAGUCACUGUCACAAACCCCUGGUUUUCCAUUUAAAAGAGACCGAACCACAGAUGGUUAAGAGAAAACACUUUAUUAGCAACCACAUCGGUCUACAUACAGGAUUUUAAACAGGAACGGGACAGGAAUGCAGAUGGGGCAAGACAAAUGCAAUGGAUCCGUUCGAUCAAAAAAUAAAACA